Molecule: messenger RNA, 3988 nt
Organism: Alosa alosa (allis shad)
Lineage: Eukaryota; Metazoa; Chordata; Actinopteri; Clupeiformes; Clupeidae
Product: thrombospondin-1-like
Exons: 23
Coding region: 234-3752 (1172 amino acids)
Biological process (GO): cell adhesion; negative regulation of angiogenesis
Cellular component (GO): extracellular region
Molecular function (GO): calcium ion binding; protein binding
Source: RefSeq, a predicted model, not a curated record
UCAAAGCUGAAAACAUCGAGAAGAACAAUCAAUAGCUGAAUAUUUAUUAUUUCUAUAUUAUUUUGGUGAAGUAAUUAUAUUUAUUCGGAGAUAUCAGGAGAAGGACGGAUACUGAAGAGAGCACUGCGCUAACAUAUUGAAGGAUUUUAUUUUCAUUUCUUACAUUUUGAUCCGUUGUUUCCAAGUUUAAAGGAUUUAUCAUUGAAGAGAUCAUAAAGGUGUAACGUCUCAUAAUGAUGCUCAGCGCACUCUUUUUAUUGUUGAUGCUAUGGAACUGCGAGGGCGUCAGGUUGCCAGCAGAAAAUCGAGAUGACAAUAACAUCUAUGAUUUGUUCGAACUUGCCCAUGUGCCCAACAAACACCAUGGAGUGAGCUUAGUGAAGGGCCCAGAUCCAAACAGUCCUGCUUACAAGAUUCUGAACCCAAACCUGAUCCCCUCAGUUCCCGACAUCUCCUUCAGGGACAUAAUUGAUUCCAUUCAGACAGAAAAGGGAUUUCUUCUUUUGGCUACCUUCAAGCAAGCCAAGAAGACCAGAGGCAGUAUAUUGGUCGUGGAAAAGAAAGACGGCUCCGGACCCAUUUUUGAGAUAAUCUCAAACGGCAAAGCAAACAGCCUGGAUCUGGUAUACACUACCAUGAACAAGCAACAGGUGGUGUCCAUCGACGAUGCCUAUCUGUCCACCGGGGGCUGGAAGAACAUCACCCUUUUCGUGCAGGAAGACCGGGCGCAGUUGUUUGUGGGCUGCGAGGAGGUCAACACUGCGGAGCUGGAUGCGUCCAUCCACAGAAUCCUCGCCCAGGAGAUCAUUGAUAUCGCCAGGAUGAGAAUCGGGAAGGGAGCAGUGAAAGACAGAUUUAUGGGCGUGCUCCAGAAUGUGCGAUUCGUUUUCAGAACCAGUCUUGACGCCAUCCUGCGCAACAUGGGAUGCCAGAGUCAGAGCACCUUGUCAGAGGUCAUAACUUUGGACAAUCCAGUGAAUGGGUCAAGCCCAGCCAUCCGCACUGACUACACUGGCCACAAAACCAAAGAAGUCCAGGGUGUGUGUGGCUUCACUUGUGACGACCUGAACAGCAUGUUUAAUGAGCUAAAGGGACUCGGCUUGAUGGUGAAGAAGCUGACCAAUGAGCUCCAUGAAGUGACUAAAGACAACGAGGUUAUCAUGAGCACAAUGAAGAUCCACAGCGGUGUCUGCCUGCACAACGGCAUCGUCUAUAAUAACCGUGAUGAGUGGACAGUGGACGCUUGCACCGAGUGCACGUGUCAGAACUCUGCCACCUUAUGCCGGAGGAUCUCCUGUCCACUUGUGCCCUGCCAGAAUGCCACCGUGCCCGAGGGACAGUGCUGCCCCCGCUGCGGAGAAAUCGAUCAUGAAGGAGCAGGCUGGUCCCCAUGGUCCGAGUGGACCCAGUGUUCCGUCACCUGCGGAAGGGGCACCCAGACCCGUGGACGCUCCUGCGACCGCAUCACCAACAGCUGUGAGGGCUCAUCUGUGCAGACCCGUGACUGCUUCCUGCAGGAGUGCGACAAGCGCUUCCGACAGGAUGGGGGCUGGAGCCAUUGGUCUCCUUGGUCGUCCUGCUCGGUCACCUGCGGAGAGGGCGUCAUCACCCGCAUCCGUCUCUGCAACUCCCCCACCCCGCAGAUGGGAGGCAAGGAGUGCCAGGGAGAGGGCCGUGAGACCAAGCUCUGCAAGGAAGUGCAGUGUCCGAUCAAUGGAGGCUGGGGCCCCUGGUCCCCAUGGGACACCUGCUCAGUCACCUGCGGUGGUGGAUCCCAGACCAGACAGCGUCUCUGCACUGACCCUGCUCCCAAGUACGGUGGCAAGGACUGCGUGGGCACACCCAAGGAAGAACAGCUGUGCAACAUUGAGCAAUGCCCCAUCGAUGGCUGUCUGUCCAGUCCCUGCUUUGCUGGAACUAAGUGCACCAGUUUUGCUGAUGGAAGCUUCAAGUGUGGUGCAUGCCCACCAGGCUACUCUGGAGAUGGCAGUACCUGCAAGGAUAUUGAUGAGUGUAAACUGGUUCCUGAUGCCUGCUUUGUGCUCAAUGGAGUGCACCGUUGUGAGAACACUGAGCCCGGGUACAACUGCCUCCCAUGCCCCGCACGCUACUCUGGACCUCAUCCCUAUGGCAGGGGUGUGGAGGAGGCCACUAUCAAGAAGCAGGUGUGUCUACCACGCAACCCUUGCAAGGACGGAACCCACGACUGCAACAAGCAUGCCAGCUGCAUCUACCUGGGCAUCUUCUCCGACGCCAUGUACCGCUGCGAGUGCAAACCUGGCUAUGCCGGCAAUGGGCACAUCUGCGGCGAGGACUCUGACCUGGAUGGCUGGCCCAACCGUGACCUCCUUUGUGUUGCCAACGCCACCUAUCAUUGCAAAAAGGACAACUGCCCCAAUCUUCCCAACUCGGGCCAAGAAGACUACGACAAAGACGGGAUUGGCGAUGCUUGCGAUGAUGAUGAUGACAAUGAUGGGAUCCCUGAUGAUAGGGACAACUGCCAGUUUGUCUUCAACCCAACACAGUACGAUGAUGACCGAGAUGAUGUUGGUAACCUCUGCGACAACUGCCCAUAUGAACCCAACACAGAUCAAAUUGACACUGACAACAACGGAGAGGGAGAUGCUUGUGCUAUUGACAUUGAUGGCGAUGGUAUCCUGAACGAGAAGGACAACUGCCCCUACGUGUACAAUGUUGACCAGAGGGACACUGACAGAGAUGGUGUUGGUGACCAUUGUGACAACUGCCCUCUUGAACACAACCCUGACCAGACUGACUCUGAUUCAGACCGUGUUGGGGAUAAAUGUGACAGCAAUGAAGACAUUGAUGAGGACGGUCACCAGAACAACUUGGACAACUGCCCCUACAUUCCCAAUGCCAACCAGGCCGACCAUGACAAAGAUGGCAAGGGAGACGCGUGUGACCAUGAUGACGACAAUGACGGCAUUCCAGAUGAGAAGGACAACUGCAGACUAGCAUUCAACCCUGACCAGAUUGAUUCUGAUGGUGAUGGUCGUGGAGAUGUUUGUAAGGAUGACUUUGACCAAGACAAUGUGCUCGACAUUGACGAUGUGUGCCCUGAGAACUUCGCCAUCAGUGAGACAGAUUUCCGUAGGUUCCAGAUGGUUCCACUGGACCCCACGGGCACCUCUCAGAUCGACCCCAACUGGGUGGUUCGCCACCAGGGCAAAGAGCUGGUGCAGACAGUCAAUUGUGAUCCUGGCAUUGCAGUUGGAUUUGAUGAGUUCAAUGCUGUGGACUUCAGUGGCACCUUUUUCAUCAACACCGACCGUGAUGAUGACUAUGCCGGCUUCGUCUUCGGCUACCAGUCCAGCUCGCGCUUCUACGUGGUGAUGUGGAAACAGAUUACGCAGACCUACUGGUCCCACCAUCCGACCAAAGCACAGGGAUAUUCCGGCCUGUCCAUCAAGGUGGUCAAUUCCACCACUGGACCAGGAGAGCACCUGAGGAACGCCCUGUGGCACACCGGAGACACACCUGGACAGGUGCGCACACUGUGGCACGACCCCAAGAACAUCGGCUGGAAGGACUACACUGCCUACAGAUGGCAUCUGACCCACAGACCCAAGACCGGACACAUCAGAGUGGUCAUGUAUGAAGGCAAGAAGAUCAUGGCUGAUUCUGGAUUCAUCAAUGACAAGACAUAUGCUGGUGGAAGACUAGGUCUUUUUGUCUUCUCUCAGGAGAUGGUUUACUUCUCAGACCUCAAAUACGAAUGCAGAGAUUCAUAAUUCAACCAAGAUGGCCGCCUCCACAUGAAUGUGCCUUUAUGUACAAAUCUAAACAUGUAAUGUAUGUUUUGGACCAUAUAUCUAUCACUCCUCCCUUUGGACCAAGAGAGGGGUGAGUGGCUUUGAAGUUACUUGAUUAAGAGAUGUCUGACGGUUGACUGCUGGAUGAAGAUACUGAAACCCCUGCAUCUUGGCAGGUAGUGCCUUGGGAGGCACAAACUCCCCCCCUCUACUGG